UCACCCGGAAAUUCCUAUUUAUUUUAAUAAACAAUUUAAGCAGCUGCCUAUAAAAACAUUUAUUUAUAAUUCCAUAGCGUUACUAAAAUACGAACGUUGCCAUGGGCUUCCUCACAGUAUUAAAAAAGAUGCGACAGAAGGAGAAGGAAAUGCGCAUACUGCUGCUAGGUCUGGAUAAUGCCGGCAAGACGACAAUCCUGAAGCGCUUUAAUGGCGAACCGAUAGACACUAUCUCACCAACACUGGGAUUUAACAUAAAAACCUUGGAGCACAACGGCUACACCCUGAAUAUGUGGGAUGUCGGUGGGCAGAAGUCCCUGCGAUCCUACUGGAGGAACUACUUCGAGUGCACUGAUGGUUUGGUCUGGGUGGUGGACAGUGCUGACAGGAUGCGCCUAGAGUCCUGCGGCCAGGAGCUGCAAGUUCUGCUCAAGGAAGAGCGACUAGCUGGAGCCACACUCCUGGUUCUCUGCAACAAACAGGAUCUACCGGGAGCCCUCUCAUCCAAUGAAAUUAAAGAGAUACUACACCUAGAUGAUAUCACCACACAUCAUUGGCUGGUGGCCGGGGUUAGUGCAGUGACUGGCGAGAAACUGCUUAGCUCCAUGGACUGGUUGAUCGCCGAUAUAGCUAAGCGUAUAUUCACUUUGGAUUAAAUACAACUUAUUUUACUUCCUUA
Messenger RNA from Drosophila sechellia, 679 nucleotides. It is a transcript of the gene Arl2, whose product is annotated as ADP ribosylation factor-like 2. The record is from RefSeq and is a predicted model, not a curated record. Lineage: Eukaryota; Metazoa; Arthropoda; Insecta; Diptera; Drosophilidae. Gene Ontology annotation, molecular function: GTP binding; GTPase activity. The transcript has 3 exons. Bases 102 to 656 code for a protein of 184 amino acids.